Messenger RNA from Symbiodinium sp. CCMP2456, 444 nucleotides. The record is from the annotation of a GenBank genome assembly. NCBI's taxonomy places the organism in Eukaryota, Dinophyceae, Suessiales, Symbiodiniaceae.
AUGGCGCCGAAAGGGAAGGGGGAUGCCAAGAAGGCCGAAAAGGCCGCCAAGGCCGUGAAAGGCACCAUCAGCUCCAAGGCGAAGAAGAUCCGGACGAAGGUUCGCUUCUAUCGUCCGAAGACUCUGAUCAAGGCCCGCGAUCCGAAGUACCCAAGGAGGUCGGUGGAGAGCCGAGGCGACAAACUCGACAAGUAUCGCAUCAUCCAGUGCCCGGUGACUACCGAGUCGGCGAUGAAGAAGAUCGAGGAGAUCAACACCCUGGUCUUCCUGGUCGACUUGAAGGCCACGAAGCCGAAGAUCAAGGAGGCGGUCAAGCAGCUCUACGACGUCAAGUGCGCAAAGGUCAACACUCUCAUUCGCCCGGAUGGGAAGAAGAAGGCCUACGUCCGCCUCACCCAGGAUUACGACGCUCUGGAUGUGGCCAACCGUAUCGGCAUCAUCUAA